GAAAUCCAAAUAAAAAAAAAAAAAAAGAAAAUUCCGCAUUUCCGUGCGCGCGAAGGCCGAUCGGAGCGUGAGGGAGUCUCGCCGUCUUCUAAUAAUUUUUCCCGUUCCUAUCUAAAGUCUCGCGCGAGAUCGCACGUGCGAGUCUCCCCCGCGGUCGAGGCUCGAUAAUCACGCGACGACACACACACACACACACACGCGAAAGUCCUUCUUUUUCCCAGCGGGCCGUCCCUAACCUCAAACGCACGCAAAUUUGCGACAAGUCAGCCCGAGUGGUCGGUCGCUGUCUCCGUCUCUCGCUCCUGGGUCCUUCUCUCUCGUCCCCGAACGAACGAGAGGAUAUGUCAGUUUAACGCGGACGAUAAAAAAAAAAACGGGUCUCCGAUUACGUUGGCCGUCGCGGCUUUAUCCACAUCGGGGGUUCAGACGCACGUUCGAUUCGAUAUUUCUUAACCAAUCUCACGGAUAGCAGAAACAGAAAGGAAUGCCACGUAGCAAACGUAGGGGGCCUUCGAGCACAAACCACAAUCACACUCCAAUUGAUAUGUCGGUAUCGGGCGCACACGAAGACAGUUUACCUAGGCAUCCAUCCAAACGACUAAGACAUACCUCUAGCGCGCGACGAUACACGAGAACUGACGAUGUGUCCAGUGUGUCCGCGUUUUCUCAAAAACGCUGCAUCACUUGGUUCAGAGAAUACACCUCGCCGGAUGAUCCGGACACGCUCGGGCCUGAGGGAAUGGAAAAGUUUUGCGAAGACAUCGGCGUCGAACCGGAGAACGUAGUAAUGCUCGUUCUUGCGUAUAAAAUGAACGCUCGCCAAAUGGGCUUUUUCACACUCAGCGAAUGGCUGAAGGGUUUCUCGGAACUUCAGUGCGAUUCCAUUAUUAAAAUACAACAAAAGCUCGAGUACCUAAGAAAUCAACUAAACGAUCACAUUACGUUUAAAGGCAUAUACAGAUAUGCUUACGAUUUUGCCAGGCAGGAUAAAGAUCAACGAAGUAUGGACAUGGAAACCGCAAGAGUGAUGUUACAGCUGCUUUUGGGAAAACAUUGGCCAUUGUUUACACAGUUUGCUCAGUUCCUAGAUCAAUCUAAGUACAAAGUGAUCAAUAAAGAUCAAUGGUGCAACAUUUUAGAAUUUUCACGUACAAUCAAUCACGAUUUAUCUAAUUAUGAUUUAGACGGAGCGUGGCCAGUAAUGCUUGACGAAUUUGUUGAGUGGUUAAAACUUCAGCGAGGCGAGGGAGCGAUAUCUACAGAAACAAGAGGCAGCUGAAACCUCUUCUAAGAAUAGUCCCAAUGAACUAAGAAUAAUUUGUUUUUUUUUUUUUGUUUUUUUUUAUCAUGAUGUUCUAUUAAUAACAAAAUUUCUGUUCAUAAAAAUCGUAUUCUCACAGUUUCAAUUACAUAGUUCAACAAAAAUUAAAUUGUUUUCACACGUUCUACGAAGAGAAAGAAAGAAAGAGAGAGAGAGAGAGAGAGAGAGUAAUCGUUUCUUGUACUUAUAAAAAAUUGUAAAUUAUUAAUUUACUAACUCUAGCUUGUUCGCAAUCUUAAGAUUCUGAUUUUUUUUUCAAAUUUAAUAAUGUAAUAUAUAUAUAUAUACGAGAACGUUUCUGAAAUUAAAAACACAAUCGUCAAGAAUGAAAAGAAGCUAUGGGUUGAUAAAUUAAAAUUUAUAUAACUUAAUUGUACAAAAAGUUAUAUUUAAAAAAAUUACCAAUGUGUCUAUUUAAAA
This is a messenger RNA of Pseudomyrmex gracilis, 1741 nucleotides long. It is a transcript of the gene SCCRO4, whose product is annotated as DCN1-like protein 5. The record is from RefSeq and is a predicted model, not a curated record. Gene Ontology annotation, cellular component: ubiquitin ligase complex. The coding region runs from base 485 to 1279 and encodes 264 amino acids. The transcript has 5 exons. Lineage: Eukaryota; Metazoa; Arthropoda; Insecta; Hymenoptera; Formicidae. Gene Ontology annotation, molecular function: ubiquitin conjugating enzyme binding; cullin family protein binding; ubiquitin-like protein binding. Gene Ontology annotation, biological process: positive regulation of ubiquitin-protein transferase activity; protein neddylation.